Molecule: messenger RNA, 2636 nt
Organism: Engraulis encrasicolus (European anchovy)
Lineage: Eukaryota; Metazoa; Chordata; Actinopteri; Clupeiformes; Engraulidae
Exons: 14
Coding region: 12-2636 (874 amino acids)
Biological process (GO): protein phosphorylation
Molecular function (GO): ATP binding; protein kinase activity; GTP binding
Source: RefSeq, a predicted model, not a curated record
UCCGGCGAAACAUGGGACUGCGCAAGUUAAUCCACCGUCUGGAAGAGCGGGUGGCUGGUGGGAAUGGAAGGAGCACACGGACAUCAGAACAGACAACAGAGACAAACUGGCAGCUGAAGUUCCAGGUGGAGGAACUACAGACGCGCCUGAAGGAUAAAGACAACUCGCUAACACAAGCCAAACAGAAUAUUGCUGUCCUGAAGAAUGAUCUGAGGGACCUGAAACGGCAGCUGCAGAGCCCCCAGAAAAGUCAAAGGACGAUUCCGAAAGUGACUGAGUGUCCGCAGGAUGAGGAGAGCCUGAGCAAUAUUGUGGUGGGAGAGAUCCGCGGGGUCCAGCAGAAUGUUCUUGUUGCAGUUAAAGAGGAAGCUGCUGAAGAUGGAUAUCCAUGUAGUCAGUCAGAUGAGACUGACCUCCCCACAGAGCAGAAUUCCUCCUCAGUUGCAGACAUUAAAGCUGAACUUGAUCAGGAGGAGGAUGAAAUGUCAGACAUGGUCCCAGUCAUCAGUUCUGUGAUGAGCCAAUCCCCUGCAGAUCCAUUGAAGGCUUUGAGAUUGUCGGUGCAAGUGGUCGAGCUCUGCUCAACAGAAGGUCAGCAGGGAACGAGCAGCAAGAACCAUGAAUGUGGAGAAACGCCUGUUGCUGGGGUAGCAGAAAAAGGACCAGAAGUGCAAAUCCCGGCGUUUCUGAGAGAUCACACGCGACACGUUCACACAGAAGACGAGCCGGAAGGACUGGAACAAGUCCAGGAGCAGCAGCUCUCAGGAAGGAGGACCUCCCUCCGCAAGAAUCGUGGCCAACGUGUCACGACGAGCGGUAACGCUGUCGCCGCACACAAGCACACUGACACGGGGGAGAAGCGCCACCAAUGUCCAGAUUGCGGCAAGGCUUUCCAAUAUGUGGGAGGUCUCACAGCGCACCGGCGCGUCCACACAGGGGAGAGGCCGUACGCCUGUGCACAGUACGGGAAGAGUUUUCACGCAGGUGGUGUUCCACAUAUCUCAGACAUGAGGAUUGUGCUGCUGGGAAACAGAUAUGCUGGGAAGAGUUCAUCAGGAAACACCAUCCUGGGCAGACAGGAGUUUGGUACUGCAGGGAGAACAGCUGAGUGUGUGAAGAGAGAAGGAGAAACAGCAGGCAGACACAUCACUGUAGUGGAGGCACCAGGAUGGUGGAUAAACUACACUGUAGAGCAAACUCCUGAACGUGAUAAAGGAGAGAUUGUCCUCAGUGUGUCUCUGUGUCCUCCAGGACCCCAUGCUCUACUCCUGGUCAUUAGUGUGAGUCUGACAUUCACAGAGAUACACAGAAGAGCAGCGCAGGAACACAUGGAGCUUCUGGGUGAAAAAGUCUGGAGUCACACUGUACUGCUGUUCGCCUAUGGGGACUGUCUGGGAGAUACAAGCAUUGAGCAGCACAUUGAGAGUGGAGGAGAGGCUCUGCAGUGGGUUGUAGAGAAAUGUGGGAACAGGUACCAUGUUGUAGACAAUGAGAAGAGUGAUGGUGGCCAGGUGACAGAGCUGCUGGACAAGAUAGAAGAGAUGGUGGCUGUCAGCAGUGGAGAAUGGAGCAUGCAUCAUCCUCCGGAAUUUGGAGAUGGUCAGACUACAGUGAUCACUUCAGGAGACUCUGCCCUGGGCUCUUCUAAAUCAUCUCUUGUGUCCAAGCUGAUGAGGCGCUUUGAGAGUCUCAGCACUGCACCCUCUACCACGUCAUCUGGAUACGCCACAGGCCAAUCAGAGAAGAGUGGAUCUGCUGACAGCUCAUCAUCAAUGGCCUCACACUCCAGAGUGGAAGGGGAGAUCAAGAAAACAACUGCAGGACAGCCAAAGCCAACUUUAGGGGAAGCACAUCGUAGUGCAGGCAGUCAAGGACAAGAUCUGUUUGUUGAUAUUUCUUCAAUAUCUGUGAAUGAGACUGAAUGCAUUGGACGAGGAUCCUUUGGUUCAGUUUACAAAGGAUCGUACCAGGGACAACCUGCUGCAGUGAAGGUCAUACAGAUUGGAGACAAUCAAGUGACCACCAAUGAACUGAUGAUACCCAGGAGUUUAUGUCAUCCCAACAUUGUGCAGAUGAUGGCAUGCUCUAUAAGUGAGACACGGAUCCUAAUUGCUAACGAGUACAUUGAUGGACCAAAUCUACACAAUAUUCUACACCGUGUCACUCCUGUCAAGUUGCAGCAGCAGGACAAACUAUCAGUGGCUCUGGAUAUCUCCAUGGCUGUGGAGUACAUACAUGAUAGAGGAGUCAUCCACCAGGACUUGAAGCCAGCUAAUAUAAUGGUUGCCUCAAGCUCCAAGCGGGCCUACCUGACUGACUGGGGUUUGGCAAACAUGAGGGACUCUGUAAUGAUGUCAAGGGCAACGGGACACAUAGGAGCUGUGGGCAGUGUGCUGGGAGGAACUCCACCGUAUAUGGCCAGAGAGUGCUUAGUACAGUGUAGGAAAUGCAGCACCAGCUCAGACAUGUGGUCUCUUGGCAUCACACUUCUUGAGAUGUUCACCAAUUCUAAGCCUUGGCUCAAGACCAGCAUACAAGAGAUACGUGAGCGGCUGUAUGACCAAAAGAGUCCAGAUGCUCUGGCCAAACUACAACCACCUUUUCACGACAUUGUGAAACCACUGCCAAAGAUCUAG